GUCUUGUUUCUCACCCUCCCAACAUAGAGUGAAUCGCCAGAUUUAACUUCAAAAGUUCAAACAUUAAAGAUAAAACUUAGUUUCUCACGAUUUUUGUGUGGCAUCUCCGCCUCAUUGACCCUUUUCUUUCUUUUAUAUUCAUUCUCUUCUUCUUCUCCUUAGCUUCUACUAUUCUUCUUUGUUCUCACUCUUCCACUCAUUGCAAUUUUCACUUCUUUCUCUGUUGUUCUUUCAUGGCUCCAGCAUUGGAAGUUCAAGGAGGAGAAACUGUGUCCCUAAACAAUGUUAAUGAUGCUACGAUUAGAUCUAGAGUUACUGUUAUUGGUAGUGGUAAUUGGGGGAGUGUUGCAUCUAAGCUUAUUGCUUCCAAUACCAUUAAAAUGAGCAAUUUCCAUGAUGAAGUUAGGAUGUGGGUCUAUGAGGAGACAUUACCAAAUGGUGAGAAGCUCACAGAUGUCAUCAAUCAAACCAAUGAAAAUGUAAAAUACCUCCCUGGAAUCAAGCUUGGAAAAAAUGUUGUUGCAGAUCCGGACCUCGAAAAUGCAGUGAAGGAUGCAAAUAUGUUAGUGUUUGUGACACCACACCAAUUUAUGGAAGGAAUAUGCAAAAGAAUAGCUGGAAAAAUAAGGGCAGAUGCUGAGGCUAUUUCCCUUGUUAAAGGUAUGGAGGUUAAAAUGGAAGGCCCUUGCAUGAUCUCAACUCUCAUUUCUGAUGAACUUGGAAUCAAUUGUUCAGUUUUGAUGGGAGCAAACAUUGCAAAUGAGAUAGCUGUAGAGAAGUUUAGUGAAGCAACUGUUGGAUAUAGGCAGAACAAAGAAGCUGCAGAGAGAUGGGUUCAUUUGUUUUACACUCCCUAUUUCAUUGUGACAGCAGUUCAAGAUGUUGAAGGAGUUGAAUUAUGUGGAACUCUAAAAAAUGUUGUGGCCAUAGCUGCAGGUUUUGUUGAUGGCUUGGAGAUGGGAAAUAAUACAAAAGCUGCAAUCAUGAGACUUGGUCUUAGAGAAAUGAAGGCAUUUUCAAAGUUGUUGUUUCCUUCUGUUAAGGAUAGUACCUUUUUUGAGAGCUGUGGUGUAGCUGACCUUAUCACAACAUGCUUGGGUGGAAGAAACAGGAAAGUUGCUGAGGCUUAUGCAAAGAAUGGAGGGAAGAGAUCUUUUGAUGAACUUGAAGCUGAGAUGCUGCAAGGCCAAAAGUUACAGGGUGUCUCAACUGCAAGGGAAGUAUAUGAGGUACUAAGCCAUCGUGGGUGGUUAGAGUUGUUCCCUCUCUUCUCAACGGUACAUGAAAUUAGCAGUGGCCAACUUCCACCAUCAGCCAUAGUUGAAUACAGUGAGAAGCUACCAAGAUCCUUCUAAUUCAAGGUGCUAGCUUGAAGAUAGUGCUGUUGUUUUUAUCAAGUCAAUCAGUUAUAAUGACUCUAAUUAAAAUUGUCUUUAAAGUCAUCAUAUACGAUUAAUUUUAAUUGUUUCACAGUGUAUUAAAAUUAUAGUCAUAAAUUAUUAUAGUGAAUAAUUGUGACUAUAAUCACAAUUAUGAUAGAUCAUUUAUGUUGA
Vicia villosa (hairy vetch) is the source of this 1553-nucleotide messenger RNA. RefSeq names its product glycerol-3-phosphate dehydrogenase [NAD(+)]-like. The record is from RefSeq and is a predicted model, not a curated record. The transcript is spliced from 10 exons. Gene Ontology annotation, molecular function: NAD binding; protein homodimerization activity; glycerol-3-phosphate dehydrogenase [NAD(P)+] activity. Gene Ontology annotation, cellular component: glycerol-3-phosphate dehydrogenase (FAD) complex; cytosol. Gene Ontology annotation, biological process: glycerol-3-phosphate catabolic process; carbohydrate metabolic process. Bases 234 to 1355 code for a protein of 373 amino acids. Lineage: Eukaryota; Viridiplantae; Streptophyta; Magnoliopsida; Fabales; Fabaceae.